Closterium sp. NIES-65 is the source of this 4665-nucleotide messenger RNA. The record is from the annotation of a GenBank genome assembly. Lineage: Eukaryota; Viridiplantae; Streptophyta; Zygnematophyceae; Desmidiales; Closteriaceae.
AUGGCCUCUAAAUGGGGCUCGAGAGGGCGAGUGGGGGGCGUGCACUGUGAUGGCGAGUGGGGGGCGUGCUCUGUGAUGGUGUUGCGGGUAGACGCUAGCACGGGCAUGAUCAGCCACUGUGCCGUCAACGCGUGCCUGGCCCCUCUAUACAGCGUAGAAGGGGCAGCUGUGGUUACAGUGGAGGGCAUCGGCAGCAUGCGGGGGAGGCUGCAUCCGGUGCAGGCGGCACUCUCCUCCUCCCACGGCUCCCAGUGUGGCUUCUGCACGCCCGGGUUUGUCAUGUCCAUGUAUGCCCUGCUCCGCUCCUCCUCCUCUGCUGCCUAUACCUCUGCCUCCUCCUCCGCCUCCUCCUCUGCCUCCUCCUUUGCUGCCCCAGCCGCCUCUGCUUCCUCUGCUUCCUCUGCUUCCUCUGCUUCCUCUGCUUCCUCUGCUUCCUCUGCUUCCUCUGCUUCCUCUGCUUCCUCUGCUUCCGCUGCGUCCUCCUCCUCCCUGUUGCCUUCCGAAGGUGAGAUAGAGGAGGCGAUAUCAGGCAACCUGUGCCGCUGCACCGGCUACCGCCCCAUUCUCGAGGCCUUCCGCACCUUUGCUCGCGCCGACGCUGCUGCCUAUGCUGCUGACGCUGCCGCCAAUGCUGCUUCUCAUGGUGCCUCAAACAUGUCUCUUCGGGAUGGUCUUGUUGACGGGCAGCUUGGGGCAGCAGUUUGCCCUUCCACUGGCCUUCCCUGUUCGUGCGGGAAAACCGGCUCCACCCCCACUGCUAGCAGCAGCAAGGAAAGGAGCCGGGCGGUGUGGUUCCGGCCAAUCACGCUGCGCCAGCUGUUGGCGCUGCGAGAAGUUUUUCCUGCAGCCAAGGUGGUGGCGGGAAACACGGAGGUCGGGGUGGAGAUGCGGUUCAAGGGGCUCAGCCCUCCAGCCUACAUCCACGUGGCAGCCAUCCCUGUGCUCUCAGAGAUCAGCCAAUCAGAGCACGGGAUCACCGUGGGGGCAGCAGCCUCCCUGUCCGCCCUACGCCAAGCCAUGCUAUCAGCAGUGCAGCACGCACCAGCUCACAAGACGGCUGUGUGUGCUGCUACAGCAGAGCAGCUAAGGUGGUUCGCGGGAGUACAGAUUCGCAACGUGGCAACGCUAGCUGGUAACAUCGUAACAGCCAGCCCCAUAUCCGACCUCAACCCCAUCCUCAUCGCUGCCAACGCGACAUUCCACCUCGCCAGGCUGGCACCCAAGGCCGCUGACGCGGCAGAUGCUGACGUGGCAGCGUCUGCUGACGUGGACAAGGCUCAGCACGCCACCCGUCCAAUCGAGCUGCGACAGGUGGCAGCACGGGACUUCUUCAAGGGUUACCGGAAGGUGGAUUUGAGGGAGGGAGAGGUUCUUACUGCCGUGUUCAUCCCGUGGACUCGGCCCAACGAGCACAUAAUGGCGUACAAGCAGGCACACCGCAAGGACGACGACAUUGCUCUCGUCAAUGCUGCCCUGCGCGCGCUGCUCUCGCCUCCCAACCGAGGUGCCCAUCUGCCCCUCCGCCCGUUUCCCAAUCCGCCCAUCCAUCCCCCAUCCCCCAUCCGCCCAUCCACCGAUAAGCCCAUCCGCCCAUCCCAAUCCACCCAUUCCCUCAUCCGCUCAUCCGCUCCUUGUCUGUUCCCUUGUGUUUGGCGGGGUGGCAGCAACAUCAGUGCCUGCUCACCCUAUUUCCCCCCCCCCUUCACCCGCGUCUCCCCUUUUUUCCCCCAUCCAGACGCCCCUCCUACUGUCCUCGAAUGCUCGCUCGUCUUCGGAGGAGUGGCAGCAACAACCGUGUCAGCCCGCCGCACGCAACAACACCUUCUCACCCGCCCAUGGACUCAGGAGACUCUUCAGGUGGCGCUUCAGGUGCUUCAGGAGGAGAUAUCCGUACCUGAGGACGCACCUGGAGGCAUGCCUGAGUUCAGGGGGUCUCUCGUUCUCUCUUUCUUCUUCAAGUUCUUUCUGCUCGUGGCCCACCGCGUGAACGGACAUACUCAACAGCAGCUGCUGCGAGGGAAAAUGGUAACGGAGGCAGAGGGAGGGGCAGGGGCGGAGGGAGGGGCAGGAACAGGCUCGGAAGAGGGCGCUGCUACUGGCAGUGCUGGUGAGGGAGGGAGGGAGGAUGGAGGGGAGGUGGUGGGAGUGCCGGCUGUUCACCUCUCUGCUGACUUACAGGUGACAGGGGAGGCAGAAUACGCGGAUGACACGCCUCUCCCCCCCUCCGCCCUGCACGGGGCUCUCGUGCUCAGCACACGCCCCCACGCCCGCAUACUCUCCAUCGACCAAUCAGAGGCCGCCACCUGUCCGGGCUUCGUGGGGAUGUUUGGGGCCAAGGAUGUGCCCGGUAGCAACCGGUUUGGUGCGGUGGAGCACGAUGAGGAGGUGUUCGCAUCGGAGAUUGUGCAAUGUGUGGGGCAGGUACGAGCGGGGUGGUUAGGUAUGGGUGUGGGGCAGGUGAACGUGGGGCAGGCGGGUGUGGGGCAGGUAUGGCUGGGGCAGAUAAUUGCAGUGGUUGUUGCCGACACUCACGACAACGCUCGGGCAGCCGCAAAAAAAGUCAAGGUGGUCUACGAGGACCUGCCCGCCAUCCUCACCAUCCAGGAAGCCCUUGCUUCGGGCAGCUUCCACAAAUUCCCGUUCUCGGGCGGGCAGACCGAAAGAAACCUCCUCAGGGUCCCGAACCCCCCUGGGAAAACCGAUCAAGAAAAGGGCUCAGAAGAGAACAACAAAGUCAAACCUUCCCCGGCCGAUUCAGCAAGCUUCCAAGUGCUCGCCGCCCGGACCGGGUCCACCGUCUCCCCUGCUGACGUGGAAUCCGUCCUUGCUGACGCAUCCCAAUGCCCAUUGGUUCUCGAAGGCGAGGUGGCAAUGGGCGGGCAGGAGCACUUCUACCUCGAACCAAACACCUGUGUGGUCUGGCCUGUGGACGGAGGAAGGGAAGUCCACAUGCUCUGCUCCACGCAAGCCCCCACACACCACCAGAAGGACGUUGCUUCUGUUCUUGGGAUUCCCAUGCACAGGGUGGUUUCGCGGGUUAAGAGGCUGGGAGGGGGGUUCGGGGGGAAGGAGACGCGGAGUGUGCUGGUGGCGGCGGCGGCGUGCGUGCCGGCGUGGCGGUUGAAUAAGGCUGUGCGGGUUACGCUGGAGAGGGAUGAUGAUAUGAAGGUCACGGGGCAGCGACACCCCUUCUACGGCAAGUAUAAGGUAGGCUUCACCCCUUCUGGUCGCCUUGUGGCUCUCCAAGUCCUGCUCCUGUCCAACGGCGGCUGCACUCUCGACCUCUCAGCAGCAGUGCUAGAGCGAGCCCUCUUCCACUGUGACUCCGUCUACUCAGCACCACACAUGCACGCCCGGGGCCGCAUGGCUCGCACGCACCUGCCGUCCAACACGGCGUUCCGGGGCUUCGGUGGGCCGCAGGGGAUGAUGGUGAUGGAAAGUGCUAUCGAUCACGUGGCGAGGAGCCUUGGGAAGAGUGCGGAAGAAAUCAGGUUUUUGAAUCUCCAACCAGAGGGCUACACACUGCACUUUGGCCAGCCGCUGAAGCACAACCCGAUGCACCGAAUCUGGACGCAGUUACUCCAUUCUUCCUCCUUUGAAUCCCGCCGACUCGACAUCGACACGUACAACUCAACAAGCCGGUGGCGAAAGAAGGGCCUUGCUAUGAUCCCCACCAAGUUUGGCAUUUCGUUUACGGCCAAGUUUCUGAACCAGGGCGGGGCGCUGGUGCACGUGUACACGGACGGAACAGUGCUGGUGACACAUGGAGGGGUGGAGAUGGGUCAGGGGCUGCAUACCAAGUGCGCUCAGAUUGCUGCUCGGACGCUGGAAGUACCGCUGUCGAAUGUGUUUAUUUCUGAAACCAGCACGGAUAAGGUACCCAACACUUCCCCCACAGCCGCAUCAGCAUCGUCAGACAUCUACGGGCAGGCGGUUUUAGAGGCAUGUGAGGAGAUCAAGCGGCGGAUGGCGCCGAUCAGGCAGCAGUACCCUGAGGAGACUUUUGGGCAGAGUGCCGAUCGGUGUUACAGAGAGCGAGUAAACCUGUCAGCACAGGGAUUCUUUGCCACUCCAAACAUCGGAUUCAACUGGGCAACAGCCUCCGGAUCUCCCUUUGCGUACUUCACCUUUGGAGCAGCGGUGGCGGAGGUGGUGGUAGAUGUGCUCACAGGGGAGUGGGUGGCGCCGCGAGUGGAUGUUCUCAUGGACGUGGGGCGGUCACUCAACCCGGCUAUCGACAUUGGGCAGAUAGAGGGAGCGUUCGUGCAGGGAAUGGGGUGGUCGGUGAUAGAGGAGAGCAAGUGGGGCGACAGCGCCCACCCAUGGGUGGCGCCAGGCUCUCUCUUCACGUGUGGCCCCGGCACGUACAAGAUCCCGGCUGCCUCUGACAUUCCCACUGACUUUAGAGUCACCCUGCUGGCGGACUCCCCCAAUUCGCACGCAGUUCUCUCCUCCAAAGCAGUCGGCGAGCCGCCCUUCUUCCUCGGCUCAUCAAUCAUGUGGGCCAUAAAAGACGCAAUCUACGCCGCCCGGAAGGACGCCGGCCACACUGGCUUCUUUCGUCUAGACUCUCCCGCCACACCAGAGAGAAUCCGCCUGGCAUGUGCUGAUCAGCUGACAGAGCCGUUUUGUGGGCCGAAUGUUGUGCCACGGCUUAGCGUGUAA